Habropoda laboriosa is the source of this 675-nucleotide messenger RNA. Its product is annotated as E3 SUMO-protein ligase NSE2-like. Gene Ontology annotation, cellular component: Smc5-Smc6 complex; nucleus. The record is from RefSeq and is a predicted model, not a curated record. Gene Ontology annotation, biological process: double-strand break repair via homologous recombination; protein sumoylation. Lineage: Eukaryota; Metazoa; Arthropoda; Insecta; Hymenoptera; Apidae. Bases 1 to 627 code for a protein of 208 amino acids. Gene Ontology annotation, molecular function: SUMO ligase activity; zinc ion binding. The transcript has 5 exons.
AUGACACAAUCUCAACAAGAAAUUGAGGAAUUGUACGAUUCUUAUACAAAAAGUGCUGCUAACAUUAUUUCCUACUAUGAAACCAAUGAAAGAAAAAUAAUAUUACAAGAAUUAAGGGAUAUAGUAUUUAAUAAUUGUGUUCAAGAUAACAAAUUAAAGUCAGCAGAAAACAUAAAAAAUCGGUUACAAAAUUUGUAUGCUGAUGAUGAUGAUGAGAAUGAUGAUACACAAGCUAAUAUUGAAUCUACUAUAAAAGAAUAUAAGCAAGCUAUAUCUGAGAUCAGUACUGAUGCUUCAAAUGAUGAGAAACUUUUAGAAUUUGAUAAACAUGUAGAAGCAUUACUAGAUAAAGUAGCAGAUGAAGAAGAUGAUGCAGAUGCAGAAUUACUGUUAACUGGAGGCUACAUAAAUGUAAUUGAUCCAAUUUCAAAAAAAAGAAUUGUGGAUCCUGUAAAGAAUACUAUAUGUGGUCACACCUAUGAUAGAGAAAGCAUCACACAAAUAUUAAAAAUUAACGAAAAAACUAGGUGUCCAGUUGUAGGAUGCACAACUAACGAGUUUGUUACACUUAAAAAACUACGUACAGAUAUUGUGACAAAAGCAUAUCUUGAAAAACAUCCAGAGUGAUGUUUAGUGGUAGAUAAAUUGCAAACAAAAUAUAUCGUAUUAUUUAUA